GUGCCUUGUUUCCCUGCUUUUGAUUCAUCUCCUUUGCUGGGCAGGCUUGAAUGAUUGGUCUGUUGUGUUUUGAUCUCUGCUGCAGGGGUCUUAAAGGCGAGCUGCGGAUCCUCUAGGUCCGGACAUGAAUGCAGUCACUUAUGAGGAUGUGCAUGUGAGCUUCACUAAGGAAGAAUGGGCUUUGCUGGAUCCUUCCCAGAAGAAGCUCUACAAAGAUGUCAUGCUGGAGACCUACAGGAACCUCAGUGCUGUAGGCUUCAAUUGUGAAGGCCAAAAUAUUGAAGAACAGUAUCAUAUUUCUAGAAGACAUGGAAGGCAUGAAAGAAGUCAGAGUGCAGAUAAAACCUUUGAGUAUACUCAAUGUGGUAAAGCCUUUGCUUUACAUGCUCAUAGUCGUGCACAAAGGGAUGAAAAGACUUAUACAGAAAAGAAACCCUAUGAAGUGAUUCAGAGUGUUGAAGCCUUUGCACCUUACACUAAUCUCCAAAUACAUAAAAGAACACAAACUGGACAGAAAUCCUAUGAAUGUAAUCAGUGUGGUAAAACCUUUGGAAAGAACAAUCAUCUUAAAAUGCAUGAAAGAUUACAUACUGGAGAGAAAUGCUAUGAUGGUAAAAGACAGAGUAAAGCCUUUACAAAUUGCAGUCAUCUUAAAAAGCAUGAAAGAAUUCAUACUGGAGAGAAACCCUACAAAUUUAAUCAACGUGAUAAAGUCUUUACAAAUCACGAUCAACUUAAAAGGCAUGGAAGAAUUCAUACUGGAGAGAAACUGUACAAAUGUAAUCAAUGUGGUAAAGCCUUUUCACACUACCCUCAUCUCAAAGUACAUAACAGAACACAUACUGGAGAGAAACCCUACAAAUGUAAUCUAUGUGACAAAGCCUUUUCACAGUACAGUAUUCUACAAAAGCAUAAAAGAAUUCAUAGUGGAGAGAAACCAUACAAAUGUAAUCAAUGUGAUAAAGUCUUUACAAAUCACGAUCAACUUAAAAGGCAUGGAAGAAUUCAUACUGGAGAGAAACCGUAUAAAUGUAAUCAAUGUGAGAAAGCUUUUUCCCAAUAUUAUAAUCUCCAAAAUCAUAAAAGAACACAUACGGGAGAGAAACCCUAUAAAUGUAAUCAAUGUGAUAAAGCUUUUUCACACUACCCUCAUCUCAAAGUACAUAACAGAACACAUACUGGAGAGAAACCCUACAAAUGUAAUCUAUGUGACAAAGCCUUUUCACAGUACAGUAUUCUACAAAAGCAUAAAAGAAUUCAUAGUGGAGAGAAACCCUACAAAUGUAAUCAAUGUGAUAAAGCCUUUUCACGGCACUAUGAUCUCCAAAUACAUAAAAGAACACAUACAGGAGAGAAACCCUACAAAUGUAAUCAAUGUGGUAAAGCCUUUACACAUCGUAGUAUUCUACAAAAGCAUAAAAGAACUCAUAGCGGAGAGAAGCCCUACAAAUGUAAUCAAUGUGAUAAAGCCUAUACCCAAAACAGUAGUCUUCAAAUACAUAAAAGAACACAUACUGGAGAGAAACCCUACAAAUGUAAUCAAUGUGAUAAAGCCUUUUCCCAACAUAAUAAUCUCCAAAGUCAUAAAAGAACACAUACAGGAGAGAAACCCUACAAAUGUAAUCAAUGUGAUAAAGCCUUUUCACGAUAUCCUCAUCUCAAAGUGCAUAACAGAACACAUACUGGAGAGAAACCCUACAAAUGUAAUCAAUGUGAUAAAGCCUAUUGCCAAAACAGUAGUCUUCAAAUACAUAAAAGAACACAUACCGGAGAGAAGCCCUACAAAUGUAAUCAAUGUGAGAAAGCCUUUUCACGAUACAAUGAUCUCCAAAUACAUAAAACCACACAUACUGGAGAGAAACCCUAUGAAUGUGAUCAAUGUUGGAAAGCCUUUGUAUGUCACAGUCGUCUUCAAAAGCAUAAAAUAAUUCAUACUGUAGAGAAGGCCUAUGAAAGUAGUUGAUAUAGUAAAGUCUACAAAUUUUCAUAGGUUUUUUUUUGGGGGGGGGGUUGAGACAGGGUUUCUCUGGAGCUCUGGCUAUCCUGGAACUCACUCUGUAGAC
Molecule: messenger RNA, 2063 nt
Organism: Mastomys coucha (southern multimammate mouse)
Lineage: Eukaryota; Metazoa; Chordata; Mammalia; Rodentia; Muridae
Product: zinc finger protein 431-like
Exons: 4
Coding region: 125-1963 (612 amino acids)
Biological process (GO): regulation of DNA-templated transcription
Source: RefSeq, a predicted model, not a curated record